Messenger RNA from Dermochelys coriacea (leatherback sea turtle), 2799 nucleotides. RefSeq names its product A-kinase anchor inhibitor 1 (gene AKAIN1). Lineage: Eukaryota; Metazoa; Chordata; Testudines; Dermochelyidae. The record is from RefSeq and is a predicted model, not a curated record. The transcript is spliced from 3 exons. Bases 278 to 502 code for a protein of 74 amino acids.
CCGCCCUGCCCGCGGCGCCCGGCCGGACACGAGCAUGGUGUUUGCUCCAGAUCAAGACAAAUCCUUAACACGAUACAAUGUUUUUCCUGUUGAAUGAUUAUUCCUGACUGUAGCCCACCCACAUUUACUUCACUGCAAACUUUUGGCCAGCUUCUCUGCUCAUGUAAAUCCUUGUAGUUCCAUUGACUUCAGUGGAGCUGCACCAAGUUUACACCAGUUGAGGAUCCUGACCUUCUGUUGCUACAUCACUCCAAUUCUUCUCUUGAUUGUAACAUUGAUGAAACAAGAAUCAAUAAGACAACUUUUCUUGAGUGAGAAAUCUGGAAAUGAAGAAGAAGAAGUUGCAUUACAGAAUGCCAGCAAACAGAUUGUGCAAACUGCCAUCCUGCAGGCAGUUCAGCAAGUCUCUCAGGAAAGCCAACAACAGGAGAAGAAAGUAAACAGCAGUGUGCGUCUGCAGUUAGAGAGAGGGGAAUUAACGAAGAAGCAUGAAAAGAAGUAAAAGAGUGAACUAUUUGUUUCGAUCCUCCAGUUGGCAGUAUCUCCAGCUUUCCUCUUAGUAUCACCUGUGUUGCCAGUGCAAUGUUACUACUGUAAAGCAAACCAAAGUAUAAUCAGCACCUAGACAUAGAGUAAAGCUGCAAAAGUCCUCAAUUGAGAAAUAUUAAGUGCAUUAGGUGACUAACUUAGUAUUUAUGCAGUGCCUCUUAAACAUAACAAACAAAAAUACUGUAGCUAUAAAAUAGUUUCAAGCACAAUCUCUUCUUAAGGGAUGGUUUUAUAUGCAAAAGCUUAUUGUUAGUGCACUUUUGUAUGAAUCUUAUGUGCAUCAUCUGUGUCUGUUCAAUUGGCAGAUAUCUCCACUGAGUUACAGAUUUCACUAGGGGUUGUCUAUGUCAACUAAACAACUGUAGAGUGUAGGAGAUGUGUUUUCAGGCUCCUUGAAAUACAAGUUUGUGUUUUAUUUUGAUAGAAUGUGGGCUGUGCAAAAUAGCAGCUGUAAAAUGGAUUUGGAAAAUUUCAUGCACAAAUCUCUUUUCAAUCUUUUUACAAAGUACAUUAUCUAUGACUAUAUAGUUCACUCCUUAUGCUGCAGAUGAUGCAAAUGUCCGGCACAUUUCUAAUCUUUUGCACAAAAAUUAUUUGUGAGCCUCAAAGAUUCUUUUAAUUUUGCCAAUAAUAAAAUAAAAGAACCCACGGUAUUAUACAGCUGCUUAAUUCUUCCUCCAGUUUUGCAAAUUCAUGUAUGCUUAGAUUUAUAAUAACUAAUAGAAUUAAAAUAGCUAAAAUAUGUAAAGCUUUUGAAUUUAUGAAAAUUCAGGAAAUUGAAAAUACACUGAGAAUAAAUUUUGUGAUUGAAGACAUUUGUUUCCCAAUUGCUGGGUCUAAAAUGACUUCAGCUAUUUGCAAUUUUAAUAUAGAUUCACAUUAUAUACAUGUACACUGAAGUAACACUUUAAAAAUGCCCUUAAAUGCUAAUACCAAAUUGGUAUAGAAGUGCAUGAAGUCUACAUGAAAGCCAAAUUAAUUCAACGUGACUUUUUCACUUUAUGUUCAGCUGUUGAAUUGUAGGUUGCAUUCCGAUUCCAGUGGAGUGAAGAUGAAUUUUACACCAGGCAAGAAAUGGUCUUGCCUUUGCCUCAAAUUAAUUUCUAUAAUACUGGCCACAAUGAGCACAAGCUGUAGCACAUCUAUAAAUAUUUCACUUGGGGAAAGCAGAUGCAGCAUCAGGAAUCUGUGAAGAGGGAGAAAAACUUUCCUAAAUGCAUUUGCUACUCAAUGAGACAUUUCUCAGAGUAUUCUUUUGGUUUAUAGAUUACCUGGCUAUUACUUGGUGCACCCUAUUGCUAGUACUAAACUACUGCCAGUGCUAAACUUCAAGGUUCUUUCUCAUGGGCUGAGGUUUAACUCCGUAAUAACCACCCAUCCUCUAAUGUUCUGCUUUGUUCUAUUGACUUCUAUUGAUUGAUGCUAAUUUAAACCAGAUAAUGAUCUGGCCCAGUCCAAAUCCAAAUAAUCCAGUUUUUCUUAACCCUUAAAUGAUGGAAAGCUGAACUGAACUGCAAUGAAACAUCCUCAGCUUACUCACAUAGUUUUUAGUUUUUAUUUAGUGAAUUUCACUAAUCAAAAACAGAGAAAAACUAAGAGAAGGAAGAAGCUGUUGUGUUGUUGUUUUUUAUGGUCAGAUGACAGAUGGCUGAUGGGAGGCUUCAACCUUGAGCUGAGAGAUGGCUCCUAUCUAAACAACCAGCAUAUCGCUAGUUUCUCUGGAAAAGUAGAUCAAGAGCAAGGUCCAAUUCUGAGUUUGGCGGGCAGGAAAGGGCAAUUUAGAACAUGAUGUUAGUUUGGAGUGACUCCAUAGUUGGAGGCUGAGGAUGCUUUUCAGCCACUGAAAUUCUCACUUGGAGUGCAAAGGAAAGGAGAUGCCCAUCAUUCCUUUAAGGAUAUUUUUUCUGUUCACAGAAAAUAUCCCAGGUUAUCCUUUUCCUUCCGAAAGUUGCUGCUAAAUUCUCUUUUUCGACAAUCUUUAGACAAACAAUCUUGGCUUAUAUACAUAAAAACCUUCAGUGCAGUUUCAAAACCCCUUUGAAAUUCUGGUUCUCAAAACUAAAGUGCAGUGUGUGUGUGUCAUGUUCCUCCUUAGCUUAGUAGCAAUAUGGCCUCUCAGAAUUCUAGAUCACUUUUCAUUAUGUUCAGUGCCUUAGCUAUUCUUAGGUUUCAGAGUAGCAGCCGUGUUAGUCUGUAUUCGCAAAAAGAAAAGGAGUACUUGUGGCACCUUAAAGACUAACAAAUUUAUUU